CGGUCUUCGAUACUCUGGCGCCACGGGAGAAGUUCUAUGCUCAUUAUUGUGCACGGGCAGCAUGGCACGGAAGCAGAAUCAUUAUGCGACAGGUGUCGCCGGAGAGCCCGGGCAUCUUUGACUUCAUCAUGGACCUAUAUCACGCUUGCGAUGGAAAAUGGGACACCCUGGUCACCGACUACAGUAUUACCCCAGAAGAGCUGGAAGGCUUUCUGGAGUAUGCCGCCAUGUUUCUUUGCAACCUGGGAAACUUCUAUGGUGAAGGAGACCAGAAGUUCGUCCCCAACCUGACUGCCGACGCCCUGCAGAGGAUCGCAGGCAUCUCUCCAACGGCACAAGAGCGCCUGGACGAGAUCAUCGGUCCGCUACUUGCAGUCCCGCCAUUCAACCUCGGGUAUCCGAGCAAAAGCGCACAGUCAGCCUAUUAUCUUGGAUCCAUGGCCCAGGAAGAGAUUGCCCUGGUGUCCGAGGCAAUGAGCAAGCACUCCGUCGGGCCAGAGAACACCCGUGUUCAAAAGCUGAUCAAGGAGGGUAAACCGGUCUAUCACGUACUGCAGGCGUCUGCAGAGACUGGCGCGCCGGCGAACGGCCUCUACGAGCUGGCAAACAACAUGUUUCUCAUCAGAGGCGACCACUCGGUGGAACUGUCCAUGGUCUGCUCGAAUCUGGCACGGGCAUUGAAAUACGCAAGCAACCACAGGCAGACACGGUUCUUGGAGGCGUACAUUGAAUCCUUCCGGACUGGCAGCCAAGAAGCCUACCAGGAGUCACAGAAGGCAUGGGUGAUGGAUGUCUCUGCCCGGGUAGAGAACAUGAUCGGCUUCAUCGAGAGCUAUCGCGAUCCGGCUGGAAUCAGGUCGGAGUGGGAAGCAAUGAUCGGCAUUGCCGACCCGGACGAGACGGCGAGACUGAAGCGCUUUGUCGAACGGUCGACGUGCUUCAUCCGACAACUCCCAUGGGCAGUCGAUGGCGUCAAUGAUGGCAAAGGCCCGUUUGAGAAGACUCUGUUUGAAGCGCCCGAUUUCACCAGCGUCCACGCGCUCGCUGUAUGUGGCAGUGUCGUCUUUGAAGCUGCCAAUCUCCCCAACUAUGAAUACAUCCGAGAAACCUGCGGCUUCAAGAAUAUCGUCCUCGCAAAUCGGCUGUGCGUCAACCACAACCCCAGGCUAUCAAUGCCCUGGAUCACGCCCUCUGAGUUGAUGCACUUCCAAAAGAGCACACAUCUUGUGCGAUUCCUCACCACCGCCAUCCACGAGCUGAUCGGCCAUGGGACUGGGAUACUCCUGAGCGAAACCGCCCCGGGCAUCUACAACUUUGACGAGCAAAGCCCGCCGCUCAGUCCGCUGAGCGGGAGUCCAGUGGCUUCGCACUAUGCCCUGGGCCAGACUUGGACGAGUGUUUUUGGCCAUCUGGCAGGAACAGUGGAAGAAUGCCGAGCCAUCCUGGUCUCGGAAUAUCUCAUGGAUAACAAGGAGUUGCUCUCUAUUUUCGGGUAUACAGAUGCCAGUGAGGUCACGGUGGACGACCUCCUGUAUACCACAUACCUCAAUAUUGGCGUCGAUGGCCUUCAAGCUCUGGAACAUUACAGCUUUGAAAGCAAAUCUUGGGGCCAGGUUCACCACCAGGCUCACUUCUCCAUCAUGAAACACCUACUCCAAGAUGGCGGUGGCGUCAUCCACAUCUCUCAGGACCUCGAUUCCUCCUCUCUCACCGUCCACGUCGACCGGAGCAAAAUCGCUUCUCACGGGAAACCCUCCUUGGGCCGCUACCUCUGCCGCCUCCACAUAUGGCGCUGCACCGCCGACUUUGCCGCCUGUCGGGACUUCUACGAGCCCUUGUGCGCUGUCGAGGGGCUCUACGAACAGUGGCGGCAGAUUGUGUGCUCGAAACCGAGGCCAAGAUGGAAGUUUGUUCAGCCCAACACGUUUGUGGACGGGGAUACUGUCGAGGUCAAGGUUUACGAGGAGAGUAACAGGGGCAUCAUUCAGUCGUGGGCAGAAAGGGAUAUCUAAAGGGUUCAAGUCUUCAUAUGCAUACUAAGUGAAGAGUACGCCUGCCUGGAACUUGGUGUGCAAAUGCCCAGGUAAGACAAAAAUGAGUCUAUUUUAGGCAGAAAGGAGGGCUCGAUCUUAUACACGGUGAACGGAGUGUACCUACC
Penicilliopsis zonata CBS 506.65 is the source of this 2158-nucleotide messenger RNA. RefSeq lists its product as hypothetical. NCBI's taxonomy places the organism in Eukaryota, Fungi, Ascomycota, Eurotiomycetes, Eurotiales, Aspergillaceae. Bases 84 to 2012 code for a protein of 642 amino acids. The transcript is spliced from 6 exons. The record is from RefSeq and is a predicted model, not a curated record. Gene Ontology annotation, cellular component: cytoplasm. Gene Ontology annotation, molecular function: dipeptidyl-peptidase activity.